Molecule: messenger RNA, 1122 nt
Organism: Aspergillus clavatus NRRL 1
Lineage: Eukaryota; Fungi; Ascomycota; Eurotiomycetes; Eurotiales; Aspergillaceae
Gene: rgsB
Product: putative RGS domain protein (Rax1)
Exons: 3
Coding region: 1-1122 (373 amino acids)
Biological process (GO): intracellular protein localization
Cellular component (GO): plasma membrane
Source: RefSeq, a predicted model, not a curated record
AUGGCGUCGCCGUCGCUCCUGGAGAUGGAGCAACGGAAUCGGCUUCCCACCCUGUUCGAGGUUCUGAGCCGUCGGACUCUGGCUCCUGUCGAUCUCUUUUCUUUUUACAUCUACAUGCGAGAUCAGCAGCGCUCGGUCGAUUAUUUGGAUUUCUGGCUCGAUGUUUCGCAACACAUGUCGCUAUGCCGCCAUUACGUCCGAGAGCUGCGUCGUUCCGUCCUGGUCGCCACACCGGAUCUCGAAAAAGCAGACAGCAAAGGUUCCUCCGCCGCCUUAGAUAACCUGGAGCAUUUCGGCGACAUCCCGCUCACCGAAGCGGGGCCCUCCAGUCUGCGCCAUAACUGCUUCCAUGACUAUCACGACAAGGACGCGAACCAAAGACUGUCGGCCUUCUUGCGCUCCGAUGGCCACACGACGCAGAACUCUCCCCAGGGUAGUAUCACCUCGCGGAACGGCGGCCGCAGCUCCUCCAACGAGUACGAGCCCCAUCCGGACUCUGGGCUGCUGAAUGACUCGCAUUCGCCUGGCCAUACGGUUACCCGGCAGGAUAUCCGCGCCUCCGCAGAAAAGAUCCUGUAUACCUAUCUGCUGCCUGGUGCUGAGCGGGAAAUUAUUCUCCCCGAGGAAAUGGUAUCGACUAUUAUCAAUCUAGUCGAGGAUGACGGACGAGACGAUCCAGAGGUGUUCGACCCCGCCAAGGAUUAUGUCUUCCAAGCGAUGGAACGCGACGCCUACCCCGGGUUUUUGCAGGCCAAGGCCCUGGGCAAUCUGGUGCCGCUGACCGUGGUGAUCCGCCUGGCUUGCGCUUUAAUCAGCUUUGGCGGUGGGUUCUGGGCAGCUUUCUACGUUGUCUUGCGCGACAAGCCACGGCAUACCCGUUGCUGGGUGAUUCUUCCUUUCGCGGUAGCGGCCUAUCUCAUCGCUUCCUACCAGUACAAACUCGACCCCAUCAUGGCUUUUGUCGGCUACAGCGAAUACACGUUCAUGAACUGGGCGCCGAUCCGCGAGCCUUAUGUUCGAAAGCUCUUGAAUAAACGGGCGAUUGCAACCUUAUUGAUCGCCAUACUGGUCGCGGCUGCGCUGAGUAUCUUGUUUAUUCUUGUGCCCGGUACUAUGCUCUGA